This is a messenger RNA of Cyprinodon tularosa, 1721 nucleotides long. Its product is annotated as gastrula zinc finger protein XlCGF57.1-like. NCBI's taxonomy places the organism in Eukaryota, Metazoa, Chordata, Actinopteri, Cyprinodontiformes, Cyprinodontidae. The record is from RefSeq and is a predicted model, not a curated record. The coding region runs from base 142 to 1671 and encodes 509 amino acids. The transcript has a single exon.
CCUCCAACAUUACGUCUUUCUCCUGUGUUUGUCUUUCCAGACCUCCUGCAGGUUGGAAAAGAGGAGGAUUUCUCUGAGCAGCAGCUCUGGAAACAGGAGAGGAAUUCCAGUUUGGACCAAGAGGAACCAGAACCUCUGCAGAUGAAAGAAGAGCAGCUAAAGCCAGAAGAUCCCUGGACUAAAGAGGAAACCAUGGAGCUCCCCAUCAGUGAGCAGGAGGAGCAGCUGCUUCUCAAGCAGGAGGAAGGAGAGACAUUUAUAGUGACUCCUCCUGCUUUAGAGAAGGACCACAUUAAACCAGAACCAAUCAGCAACCAAGUCAUCUUGCAUGUCUUUAGUGAUGCUCAGAACCAGGAUCCAGAAGCAAUUCAUCCAAAAGACUCCAGACCUGAGGCAGAUGAAGGGUUGAAACAGAGAUGUCAGGAAUCCACAGAGCAUAAAGAUGGUGUUAAAGGUUCAAAAACUGAAAUACAUGAAGAAACUCGCACUGAUAACAGUUUUCACUAUUGUACAUUUUGUGACGAUUGUUUUUCUCAAAGUAGUCACUUGGUUCAACACUUGAAAAGUCACAAUGGAGAGAAACCUUUCCCGUGUCUGACAUGUGGAGAAAGCUUUCUAGAACAAAAUAAAUUAACAAUUCACAUGAGAACUCACACAGGUGGGAAGAUUUAUGAAUGUCCAACCUGUGGGAAAAGCUUUAAAAAGAAAUACGUGCUGCAUAAUCACAUCAGAACUCACACAGGUGAGAAGUUGUUCUCCUGCAAAAUAUGUGGCAAAGGUUUUAUUCAAAAACGUAGUUUAAAGGAACACAUGAUGACUCACUCGGUUAAAAGUCCUUUUUCUUGUUUGACAUGUGGGGAAAGCUUUCUAAAAAAAACCCAUUUGUUGGUUCACAUGAGAACUCACACAGGUGGGAAGAUUCAUCAAUGUCUGACCUGUGGGAAAAGUUUCAUGAGUAAAACUGCUCUUGAUAAACACAUCAGAAUCCACACAGGGGAGAAACCCUUCUCCUGUGUCAUUUGCAACAGAAGUUUUAACCAAAAAAGUAGUUUGGCUGAACACAUGUCAACGCACUCAGAGGAAAGGCCUUUUUCCUGUAAGACCUGUGGGAAAACAUUCAAAAGAAAAAUGUUACUGAGUGAUCACAUGAAAACUCACACAGGUGAGAGGCCUUUUCAAUGUCCGUCCUGUGGAAAACGAUUAAGUCGCAAAACUCAUCUUAACGAACACAUGAGAAGCCACACAGGUGAGAAACCUUUUGAAUGUCUGGCAUGUGGAAAAAGCUUCACUCAUAAAUCUAAUUUUGAUGUACACAGCAGAGUUCAUACAGGGAUGAAGCCGUUCUCCUGUACGAUUUGCGGCAAAAGUUUCACUCAAAAAGGUCAUUUUACUGAUCACAUGAUAACUCACUCUGGGGAAAGACCCUUUUCCUGUAAGACCUGCGGAAAAACGUUCAAAAGGAGAAUCUUUCUGGACGAACACAUGAGAAGUCAUAGAGGUGAGAAGCCCUUCGAAUGUCUAUACUGUGGUAAAAGGUUGACUCGUAAAUCUUACCUCGAUGAACACAUUAGACUUCACACAGGUGAGAAGCCUUUUUCCUGUAUGAUUUGCGGCAGAAGUUUUAAUCAAAAAGGUCAUUUGACUUCUCACAUAAAGAGGCACAACAUGUGAAACAUAUAUGUAUGUGUGAGUUGUAAUAGUUGGAAUACUCCAAAAGAUUU